Molecule: messenger RNA, 1135 nt
Organism: Talaromyces stipitatus ATCC 10500
Lineage: Eukaryota; Fungi; Ascomycota; Eurotiomycetes; Eurotiales; Trichocomaceae
Exons: 3
Coding region: 377-1135 (252 amino acids)
Source: RefSeq, a predicted model, not a curated record
CUCGGCGAUACCAGGAGAUCUGACGACAUCUAACGGGCUGGUGAGGCUAGGUCUUGCUGUAAUGGCAAAUCUAUCUACACUCCUACUAGAGGCGGCGGCCGGAUCCGAUCAGACGACUUCCUGUGUGGUUAAAUUCAAUGCACAUACUGUUCAAAAUAAUCAAAGAGAACGGUAUCGCUCUUAGAAAACUCUUUGCACAGCCCUUAAUAAACUAGUGACACUCAUUCGGUGCCACUAUCCCAAUAUUCUUGGAACGGCCUCUAGCAUCAAUCCUCGAGAUGAAUACAUAGUAUAUCUUGUUACGAAGCAUACAGAGGAAAGUACUAAUCUCGAUACGCCAAAAAUCCGUGCAGCAACGAAUGCUAACACGGAGAAAAUGAUUUCCACUAUGGAUAUCGUCGACUCCGAAUGCUUGGAAGCUGAGAAACCAAAACUUCGCUUGAUUUAUUCGGAAACCAUUGAACCUCCAUCUAUCAUACUCGACCCCAACGACCUGCAGAGUGCAGAUACUCUUUGUCCUGACAAGAUGGUUGCACAUAUUGUUUUAGCAGAUUUAGAUAUGAUUGUGAAAUUAGGCCAUGGGGUUGGUUUAGGCGAAGCUGAAGCGAUGCAUCUGGCAUCUACUCGCACGACCAUACCUGUACCGAAGCUUCUCAGCGCAUAUAUCCUUGAUGGUGCGAUUCUAUUCGUCGCAUUGGACAAAUCACCUUGUCGAGACGGCAUCUUCGAGGCCGGCUACGGCGACUACACCAAGUACAGCUACGUCCGUACACAUCCGAGGAAAGCUUCAACGAGGGGCUCCUUCACAGCUUUGCGAGAUCAACUAACCCCGAAAGUGCUCGAAGGUGAAAAUGACAUUGAAUCGAAUUUUUCUCAACAGCGAGUACAUGCUGUACCAAACAAUCCGAGGUCUGAGAAGCCACAAGAUCGAAACAUACUUGUUCGGACUGACGGCACCAUCGUCUUACUGGACUGGGGUCUAGCUGGAUUUUACCCGGAGUACUGGGAGUUCUACCGUGAGCUUCAUAGUUUACCCUGGAGAACGUCAUGGGAUCAUAUGGUGGAGAAGUUCAUUCCCCCCUUUUAUGUUGAGUAUGCUGUGAUUAAUCGUGUAUUCGCAACGGUAUCGAACUAA